Messenger RNA from Dimorphilus gyrociliatus, 1912 nucleotides. The record is from the annotation of a GenBank genome assembly. NCBI's taxonomy places the organism in Eukaryota, Metazoa, Annelida, Polychaeta, Dinophilidae.
UAUACACGAUAUAUGUAUAUAUAUCUAUGUAUACAUAUACUUAUAUAAUGCUUAAAAAAGUAACACUUUUCUUUUAAUCAAGAGGGCGCAUUUAAACUUCCGGCAUGUUUUGCGGUUUGAACGCAGCUUUUCGCUCUGUUAAAAAUUCCUUUAUAAAAGGUUUAAAUAUGCAAAAUAAAGACUCAGAAGAAGGUAAAUAAAUGUUUUAUUACCAUUGCAAUGGAUAGUUGUUGAAUUUGUUUUGAAAAAAGUGAUUAGUUGACUUACUUUUAGUGUCGGAAUCGAGUCUCGGACCAUCGAAGGAGGUUAUCCAAAAGAACGAAGAACCUAUUCUUCCUUGCUGUUCGUUAUAUGUUAACUAUAUUAUCUUUUUUACUUAAUUCCCUUUUCAUUUCCAUUCCUUUCUUUAUAUAUAUAUAUAUAUAUCUCCCUCUCCCUGCUUCUUUUCUCAACAUAUAAUUUUAGUCCUUUUCAUUGUCUAAUACAGUUUCGGAACACGUUACCAUGGACCAACUAAGAAAGAUGAAAACUGGACAAUUAUCGAGAAUAUGUCAAGAUUUAGAUAUUCCAUCAAGAGGUAGUAAAGCUGUACUUAGAAGUCGUAUUAUGGCAAUGCAACAGAGCGUAAAUUACAGGAACUUUGGCCCGAGAAAGGGAAGGGGAAUACUUGGCCAUAAAGUCGUAUGUUGCAUUCCUGGAUGCAAUAACUUCUCUGGUCAAGUCUUACCGGAUGGACACGAAAUAUCCCUUCAUCCUCUACCAACAGGUCCAAAACGUGACCGCAUUAGAACUGAAUGGAAAAGGCGUCUAGUCAACGCUGACGUUCGCCAUAUCACUGAUAACAUUAGGGUUUGUUCUACUCACUUCACGAAUAGAGUAAUGAAUGUUGAUUCUAUUCCAACGAUAUUCCCCAGAAAGUUGGAUAGAAUAGAAUUGCCCAGUCUUGAACUUAUGGGCGAAGAUGAAGAAUUUGAAUUAUUUACACCAAGAAUAAAGAAGCGAAAAUGUAGAAGGUUAUACUUUAAAAAUUUACGAAAAGACUCACCAAGAAAUGAGUCAUUCCCAGGCCCGUCCAGGAUGAAUUGGUUUUGACUUGAAAAGGAAAAAAAAAAGAAAAAAGCCGAAAAAAAAUAAAAAAGAAAGAAGAAAACAAGGUUGUUAUUUAGGUGAAAUACAUAUAAAUGUUUAAUGCAUAUAUAGAUAUACAUAUAUAUAUGUAUAAGGUAUACUUGAUUAAAAAUCAAAAAGUUGUAUUAAUUGUACUAUCUGUUAGGGUUAUAACUCCCAUAUAUAUACAUAUAUAUGUAUAUAUAUAUACAAGAUUAGUUUGAGAAAGAGAUAGAGAGAGAAAGAGAAGGAGAGAGGCGAAAGGAAGAAAAUUAUACCUUUGAUAAUAACUUUUUUGUUCUUCCUACAAUGAUAUUAUUGUCGAUUACUUUACGUCAACGUUUAUAAACGCUAAAAAAACCGUCAUGGUUUCCAUUAACCGUGAUGGAGUUUUCUUUCUCUCCCUCCCCCGCCCUUUUUAGAUUUAUUUCUUUUCUUAUUUCUCUCUUUCUCUCUUUUUGGAUAUAUUUGAUGAACAAAUUUGGAUAAUAAGUCUAUAAUUUCUUAUUUAAUGUAUUCCGUUUAUUUUGUUCUUUUUUCCUUUGGAAUUGUUUAUUUAUUAAUCUAUUCUUUCUUUCUUUCGCUCCUUCUUUAUCAUAUGUAUUAGUGUACAUUUAUUUAAUAAAGAGUAUAUAGCAUACGUCAUGUUAUUGUCUUUGUUGACCCAUCUGUUUAUGUCUGUUGUUUGUCACACACACAGACUUAUAUAUAUAUAGAUGCAUAUAUAUAUAUAAUAUGCUUGUGUCAGCAAAUAUUUGAAUAUAUUUUGAAUAAAAAGGUAAAAUUUAAAGAAAGCAAAAUUAAA